AUGCCACUUUACCGCCUUUCGGUGUCCGCUGAAACGGAAGGUGUUGUUUGUAUUCGCCCAAUGCGUCCUCGCAACUGGGGUUUGAAAGUAACAUGUGAUGCCUGCAGGGAAUUCAGUCCUAAUUUUGUUUAUGUUGAUGAGAGCGAGGAAUGUGACAGCGGCGGUGGCGGGACGCGUAACGCCGCCUUCAAAUGCGCUUCAUGCAAAACUCUCAUCACUGCACAUAUUGACCCCGAGAGUUACGGCACGUACCGCCCUGAAGAGGAUAAUGGAAAAGGCGAUGGGAAUUCAAUACUGAUAAUUGAAGUGCGGGGAGCGACGCCUACGGAAUUGGAGAUUGAUGACAAGUGGGUGGUGGAAGCGGAGGGAGCGACGUUUGAGGCAGCGGAUUUGAGCACAGAUUGGAUGGAAUAUGAUGAAAAAUCGGGAAAUGCGGUAUCCGUAUCGCAAUUCACUGUGGAAUUCAGUCGUCUGAAGAAAUCCAAAUAG
This is a messenger RNA of Trypanosoma brucei brucei TREU927, 489 nucleotides long. RefSeq lists its product as hypothetical. Bases 1 to 489 code for a protein of 162 amino acids. Gene Ontology annotation, molecular function: zinc ion binding. The transcript has a single exon. The record is from RefSeq and is a predicted model, not a curated record. Lineage: Eukaryota; Euglenozoa; Kinetoplastea; Trypanosomatida; Trypanosomatidae.